GCCUAACAAUUUUACUUCACUCCAAAUUGAUCCUCUUCUCUUCUCUCUCUCCAUUGUGAUUGUUUGGCUUAGUACCACCGUAGUUGAAAUAGGAAGAGCCACAGAUGAUUAGAACCGAUGUGGGCAACUCCUGGAUUCCGUCAAGCGGUUGUUCCGGCUCCGAUAACCCUGACAGCUCACCUAAACCCAAAGCUUGUCUUCGACUUUCAAAAUACUAACAAACACCCAUCCUACCGUUUGGGUUUGGGUUUUCAUCCUCCGCCGGAGACAAAGUUCAGAGUUCCGGCGGCCAAGAAACACCACCUCCCUCAAUUGCAGACUUCCAAACCAAAUGGUGAAUCAACUUCAUCACAAGAGGAGGCUGCUGAUAAAGGAAUUGAUUUGGGAUGGUUGCCUGCAUUCCCUCACGUUUUGGUUGCUUCCAUGUCCAAUUUCCUCUUCGGUUAUCACAUUGGAGUAAUGAAUGGUCCUAUUGUAUCUAUUGCACGGGAGCUUGGUUUUGAAGGAAACUCAUUUAUUGAGGGACUAGUAGUGAGUAUAUUCAUAGCCGGAGCAUUUAUUGGAAGCAUCAUCUCUGGUUCAUUGGUCAAUAAACUGGGUUGUCGACGCACCGUUCAGGUUGACACAAUACCACUUAUUCUUGGUGCCAUUAUAAGUGGACAAGCUCACUCCUUGGAUGAAAUACUCUGGGGAAGAUUUCUUGUUGGCCUUGGCAUUGGGGUGAACACGGUUCUUGUUCCUAUUUAUAUUUCAGAGGUAGGAAGACUAGAAGAUGCUAAAGAAGUUAUCCGUAACCUUUGGGGGCCAUCUGAAGUCAACAAAGCAAUUGAAGAAUUUCAGUCGGUCAAUAGGAAUGAUGAUUUGGAGAGCGGAUGGCUGGAACUCCUAGAGCAGCCACACACUAGAGGUUGUAUUAAGGUGGCUUUCAGCUUCCAUUUUAAGGUUGUUGGUGAAGUGGCAUAUACAGGGAAACAUUGCUGGGUUCUAUUUGACAAUGUAGCAGCUGGUGAAUUCACAUCUAAGGUAGUUCAUGAGUGUCCAGAUGAAUGGCUACCUCAGCUUGCAGCUGGUAUCAAGACGAUUUUGCUAGUGCCUGUUGUUCCAUGUGGAGUUUUGCAACUUGGCUCAUUGGAAAAGUCAUCUAGAAGGUGGAGGACAAUUCUCUAUAUUGCGAGUGUCCCUGGAUUUAUUUUAUUCCUUGGAAUGCAGUUUGCUGUAGACAGCCCAAGGUGGCUAUGCAAAGUAGGAAGACUAGAAGAUGCUAAAGAAGUUAUCCGUAACCUUUGGGGGCCAUCUGAAGUCAACAAAGCAAUUGAAGAAUUUCAGUCAGUCAAUAGGAAUGAUGAUUUGGAGAGCAGAUGGCUGGAACUCAUAGAGCAGCCACACUCUAGAGUUGCAUUCAUUGGAGGUGCCCUUUUCAUACUUCAACAGUUUGCUGGUAUAAAUGGAGUUCUUUAUUUUUCGUCAUUGACUUUUCAAGGUGUUGGAAUUACGAGUGGUGCUUUAGCAAGCUUAUUUGUCGGACUUACCAACUUUGCAGGUACACUUGGUGCUUUAUACUUGAUGGAUAAGCAAGGGAGGAAAAGGCUUAUAAUUGGUAGUUACUUGGGAAUGGCAAUAUCGAUGUUUCUAGUAGUCUAUGCUAUUAGCUCUCCAAUGGAUGAAGAGCUUGGUCACAACUUAUCAAUAUUGGGAACUGUCCUGUACAUCUUUACCUUUGCUAUUGGAGCUGGCCCAGUAACUGGUCUUAUUAUACCGGAGCUUAGUAGCAGCAGGAUGCGUGGGAAGAUCAUGGGUUUCAGUUUCUCAGUUCAUUGGGUUUGUAAUUUCUUGGUUGGUCUGUUCUUCCUUGAACUUGUGGAGAAAUUUGGAGUUGCUCCAGUUUAUGCAAGCUUUGGUGCGGUUUCCUUGCUGUCAGCAAUAUUUGCUUACAAUUUUAUCGUUGAAACUAAAGGACGUUCCCUUGAAGAAAUUGAGAUGUCUUUAAAUCCCAAUUUUGCGGCCAAGGAUGAGUGACCGGUAUCUAAAUCCUUGAUCAAGAGAAGUAGAGACGACACAGAAAGUUUAUCUAGCUUGAGCCUUAGUUGCAGAAGAUGGUUAUUCUGAUGUGGCUGUCUUCAGGCAUUUAAGGUUAUUUUGAAGUCUUGUAUUUUCAUUGCAUUUCGGAUUAUGAUAGAUUUUAUUUCGUUUUCUUUGGUGUACUAUUGAAAUUGUACAGUUAGUUUCUUUGUGACAGUUUAUUUUUGGACAUAGUGUUAUUGUGUUAAUUGAAAUAGCCUUUUUGUGUGUUGA
Messenger RNA from Camellia sinensis, 2292 nucleotides. Lineage: Eukaryota; Viridiplantae; Streptophyta; Magnoliopsida; Ericales; Theaceae. The record is from RefSeq and is a predicted model, not a curated record.